Triplophysa rosa is the source of this 453-nucleotide messenger RNA. RefSeq names its product kinesin-like protein KIF6. The transcript has 4 exons. Lineage: Eukaryota; Metazoa; Chordata; Actinopteri; Cypriniformes; Nemacheilidae. The record is from RefSeq and is a predicted model, not a curated record. The coding region runs from base 110 to 355 and encodes 81 amino acids. Gene Ontology annotation, molecular function: ATP binding; microtubule motor activity; microtubule binding. Gene Ontology annotation, biological process: microtubule-based movement.
CGAGCACUCCUGUUGUCUUUGAAUAAACGCGACGCAAAGCAUUCGCUUCGAAUGGGCAAAUAUAAAAAGUACCAUAAUCAUUAUAUUUAAUAGUAUUUUGUUUUACACAAUGGUUAAACAAACUAUUCAAGUCUUCGCCCGCGUAAAACCGACAAAGAAACCCACCACGGUGUACUCUGUGGACUGUGAGGAGCAGGGCGACAGUUUGGAGUUUGUAGUCCCCAGAGACUUGGCAGAUGGUUUUGUCAACAACAAGAAGGAAAACUACAAAUUUAGGUUCCAGAAGGUUUUCGAAAGAACAAUCAAUCAAGAGGAAAUUUUUGAGGCUAUUGCGAAGCCUGUUGCUGAUAAGUGAUAAAAUGUCAUCGGUACUUUCCUUAUCAAUUCGAAUGAAGAUGAUCAAGCCGAUACAUCAACUUUGCCAGCGCGACUUGAGCAGGAUGUAAAGGAUUG